Molecule: messenger RNA, 2038 nt
Organism: Tachysurus vachellii
Lineage: Eukaryota; Metazoa; Chordata; Actinopteri; Siluriformes; Bagridae
Exons: 3
Coding region: 74-748 (224 amino acids)
Biological process (GO): vesicle-mediated transport
Cellular component (GO): trans-Golgi network; Golgi apparatus; vesicle
Molecular function (GO): GTPase activity; GTP binding
Source: RefSeq, a predicted model, not a curated record
UGCUGUGGGCGGAUUGAGAUCUCAACCACUCAACUUGUGGCUGUUUAUUUAAACCUCACUUUGUGCUUAGACUAUGCAGCAGGAGCGCUUGGUAAAGGUGAUAGUUAUAGGGGACCUGGGUGUGGGGAAGACGGCCAUCAUCAGGCGCUACGUGCACCAGGUUUUCUCUCAUCAUUACCGAGCCACCAUCGGAGUGGACUUUGCGCUCAAAGUGCUGCACUGGGACCAGGGCACCGUCAUCCGCCUCCAGCUGUGGGACAUCGCCGGACAGGAGCGAUAUGGCAACAUGACUCGUGUGUACUACCGUGAAGCAGUAGGAGCACUAGUGGUCUUCGACAUGACCCGAGCCUCCACUUUCCAAGCUGUACUUAAAUGGAAAGGUGACCUGGAUGCUAAAGUGGCCCUCUGUAAUGGUCAGCCGGUGCCAGCUGUCCUGCUGGCAAAUAAGUGUGACCAGCAGAGACAGGGCCUAUGCGCCAAAAUACCCAAGCUGGAGAGUUUUUCUAAAGAGCAAGGAUUCCUGGGAUGGUAUGAGACAUCUGCCAAGGAUAACACAAACAUUGACAAAGCCAUCAUGUGCCUGGUUGAGCACAUCAUGGCGGGUGAUGUUAAGAAUCCUGCAGCUGACUCAGACCCCAGUCGAGUGAUCCUGCCUACGUCUGACUACAAGCUCCACGAACGCCACCAAUCCACCUGUUCAGCUUGUUCCAGACCUCACACACCUCCCACAGAGCAUGAGCAAUUAUAACAGCAGAGAAAAUCGACAUAUGUAAAUUACAUUUCUGUAAUUAAAUGCUAUUGGUGAUGACUUAUUAUUCAUGCAGACGCUUCUUGUUUAUACAUGCAAUGCACAUUUACUAUAAACUUGUUCUAAAGACUUGAUGGUUUUUGCAUGUAGAUGGUGUUUUGCAUUUGGAACAUCAAAAUGGUCAUGGAAAGUUAAACGACAGUUAAAUGCUUAUAAAGAGGACCUGGUUUUUUGAGUUGUACAUUUUUUACUUUUGCUGAACUAAGCAAGACAGCAGGACUGUUGAGGAAACUGAGGACAAACUGUUAACACCACUGUCAAAAAAACAUGUCACCAGUUGAAAAUGCUGCCUAAAGCACCAUCACCACAGAGUACACAGUGUCUUAUACACUGUAAUCCAGGGCAAAUUCUAUGGGGGGAAAAUUGUUUUAUUAGUACUUGUAACUGUUUAGGUAAUUAAGUAUUUAUAUAAAAUUUUAAAAACUUUUGCUGCGAAUUUAAAUAGAAAAAAAUGUUAUAGCCUUAACUGUCAACACAUGUUGUUUCAAUGUGUGAAAAUGAUAAGGAAGUGGUCAUACUGGGCAAAACAUUAUACUGUUGAUGUAUAAUGAGAGUUUAGGGUAAUGGUUAGGGUUUAUGAGUUGAAUACAAAUCUGAUUGAACUGUGAUAUCCUUAUGGAUUCCUACCUGGAUCUGUUUCAAACCGAUCUGUUUUCCAUUUUAUACUGUGUGAAUGUUUAUAAGUGAAAUCGUCCAGCCUUAAAUUGUAAGUGUGUGUGUGUGUGUGGAAGACACUAAGCAGGUGCCUGCCUGCUGUUUAAAUCUGUCCCAAGCUGUUAAUGCUGCAUAUCUGAAUGGUAAAGCUGCUCUGCUGAAGUGUUAAUGGUGUUAUAACCCAUAUGUCCCUGUGCAUUGUGUAACUUAGAAGCACUGGCAGACACACCAUCCCUCCUCUUUGCUCUCCAUAAUUUUAAGAUGGUCACAGAUGUUCCCAGCUCUAAAAAUACUCCACGGAGACUAAAUAAUAGGUGUUUCUGAAAUGUAUGUUUCUGUCUGUUGAAUGGGUGCUAAAAUGUUUGCCUGCAUCUGGACAGCAGGUCUAUUUGUGACCUAAUUGUAAUUUGGACCGAUAUCAAUGGCCCAAUUCUGCAUGUACGAGCGUAGCGUUUUGUGUGAACUGAAUACAGACAAGCAUCUGUUUCAAUGACCUUUCAGCGCCAUUUCUUCUAAAGUUAUAAUGGCAUCAUUUGCAUUAUCAAAUAAAGCAGGAGGAAAGUCAUUUAUUCAAUA